Messenger RNA from Trichoderma harzianum CBS 226.95, 724 nucleotides. RefSeq lists its product as hypothetical. The transcript has 2 exons. NCBI's taxonomy places the organism in Eukaryota, Fungi, Ascomycota, Sordariomycetes, Hypocreales, Hypocreaceae. Gene Ontology annotation, biological process: telomere capping. The coding region runs from base 54 to 422 and encodes 122 amino acids. Gene Ontology annotation, cellular component: CST complex. Gene Ontology annotation, molecular function: single-stranded telomeric DNA binding. The record is from RefSeq and is a predicted model, not a curated record.
AACUGCUUACCACAAUCAUUUCCAAAUGAAAACUUCUUGAGUAUCACGGAGAUAUGUCGUGGGGGCCCGUCCCUUCUCAACUUCGUCUGCUCUCUCAGCUCAAAGAUGUGCCUGUCGGUGACAAAGUGAGAUUCUUGGGAUGCGUCAUUUCAUACGACAGUGCAACAGCAUGCCUGAACCUAGGGCACAUGUACCCGCCUGGCACUAACGAGACUGUGCGGGUAAAUAUUGAACUGGCCCUUGAGACGAUUCAGUCAGGAGUAACACAGGUUGGGCAAUGGGUCAAUGUUGUGGGGUACAUUGUCGAGGGCGAGGGCAGUGAGUCGCUUGUGCAUGUCCAGGCCCUGUUGCUGUGGCCGACGGGCCCGUUGGAUAUUGGCAGAUACGAAAAGAGCCUGCAGGAACAGAUGGCAGGGUCCUGACGGGGGGGCUCCAUUUUGUUUGGAAACUCACGAUGAUGGAUGGGGGAAGCCUUGAUACGUCAGGCAGUUUAGCUCUUAGUGCAUUGACGUGGAUGGACUCUGAUACGUUGACAGCAAACUCGAAACAAAACAAUGGCAUAGGAGAGUUGACGGCAUAGAGGAGAAGCCGCGCCACGAGGCAGUGGGGUGCAUAAGCAUAUAAGUACAGUAUGCCCUUUUUGGUAUGACCGUCAAAACAUACUAUUAGAGUCUAGAUCGUAAUCAAUAUUUACAUGUAAAGAGAAAUGGUUGUUGAUAUCCAG